AUGGUGGCCAGCAGGCCUAAUCUGCUUCUCAGGGAAUACUUAUCUGGUAUGACGGACAAUAUAGGCAUUCGCGCUCUUUUCGAGUUGUGUAGCCCCAUUAUCGUCUUCGCCAUUGACAAUGUCAUCAUCUCAGACAUCGCGACUAUCGUCAACACCAACAAAAUCUCGAAUAGAGUGCCGAUCAAGAUCCAGAGGAGAUUUUCACAGGAUUGUUUUGAUAGACUGCGCGAUUCAUAUGAGAAGAGGAGAAAGGGAAUGGAAGUCGUCGGGAGCAACGGGAAUAUGCGGAGAGCUUCCGUGAUAGACAGAAACACUUCAAAGAAAGUAUUGAAAUCGCAGAGCGGAGUGCGAAAGCGAAAUGUGACCUGUCGUGAAGCAAACGCGACUUCCUUUUCUCAAGUUUCUUCAAAACACCACCUCGGAACCUUCCGACUCAUCCCCAAACUACUUUUCGCAACCACCACCACAUCUCCAGUUUCAUGCUCUUCGCUUUUCCCAAUAACUCACCACACUCGCAUCGCCCUCUUCUGUCUUCGCACCACCCGCUUUCCUCAGUGCGACAAGCCUGGUCUGCCUCGAAUGGAUGCGCGAGCCUUCGAGGCCGCACUCGCCAACUCCGGCGACAAUGCCUCAUGCAGGCGGUUGUUUGAGCUGAUGGCCGCUGUCGCGACCGGCUCUUACGGAAAAGGUGUUCUCGGCCCAUCCGUCGCCGAAGCCUACCUUCACGCAUUCACGCACCGCGCACUCCCCAAUCGGAACCGAAGAUGGGUCGGACUCGUCCUGUACCAGCUAAUCGAAUCCUCCAAUGACGUCCUAGAGCACCUUCGUUCACUUACGAAAGACGUCCGAUUGUUGAGCAACGUCAUUCUCAAUGCGCCGGAGGACUUGAAGAUGGUCGCGGGAAUAAUCAUUCGCACGAUGAUCCUUGGUGGCAUGCAGUAUGCCGAUUUCUGGUCCAACGGUGCACCUUACUCUGUUCCAUUUCCCACCGACGAAACUCAGGUGUGGAUGCAAAACUUCCAAGGCUUUAUGGAUGAACUUCACCGAUUGAAGUUCCUCGAGGAUGACGGCGACGCUGGGAUGAUAUACGCCCUUUCGAUUUCAGCCAAGGACACUCACGACUUUAUUCAAGAAACUGGCGCCAUGGUCUUGUUCUUCGACAAGGAAUAUAUGACCGCUUUUGUUCUUGGAACAGCUGGCCGUAUUCCGCAAUGUAUCGACCUUCCGAUUGCUCAUAUCAUAGAUACAGACACUAGGAUGGCGACCAUUCGUAGCAGCGACGAGAAAACUUCCGGGAUUGAAACCGCUCAGCUCGUAAUAUCUCUCCAACCGCUUCCUUGGACCUAUCUUUUCAAUGCAGAGGAACGAGACGCCAGGCAAAUAACGAUUACGCUGGAGAACAUGGCCGAUGCACAGGAGGCGCAGAGCAUCAUUCAAGAGAUACAGCGCCACAAGGCCAAGAGAAAGAUGUCGACCAGUCAAGUCUCGUUGGAUAUCAGUCGAAGCCCUCUACAGGGAGAAACUUCUGAUGCUGAGAUACCUGCUGCCGAGAAGCCUGCUGAUGAGAGACCGAGCAUCAACCCAGAAGCUGAGGAAUUAAGCGUCAUUCCAGAAUCAUAUCCGCUUCAUGCUGCAGAUGCAAACGUAUCUCAGGAACAUCCUCCGGCCAUCUCCGGCGCCGAGUCCUCAAGCGCAAAUCAAGAACAGGAAAACUUGAAAGAUCAACACAACGCCGCCGAGUCUUCAAGUGGCAGAAAUGUUUCACAGGGCAAUGAGGGGAGCAAUCCAAAGGAGCCUUCAGUGACAGAAUCACCUCGUAAUACGCCCGCUGGUACAAACCAGGGUAUCCCAGAGAAAACAGUACCUACUGCUGUGGUUAAGCCGGCCGAACCUCUAGUGAAGGCCACAAAAAGUAUGACCGAAGCAUCUGUACAGACAGGAAAACUCAAAAGGCCUGCUCUGGCAGCCACCGAGAAACUAGCCAAAGAGAAGCUUAACGAAGAGAGCGUAUUUGAUGUCCCGGACACUCCUUUGAAAGCUCCUAAGCUUGGAUUAAGGAAGCCCAUCACCUACAGCCACAAGAAACCUGUCAAGGAACCAAGCAAGCCUAAAGCAUCUAAAAUACCUAUGAAAAGCGUGGUUCCCAAGAAGAAAGCUCCGCCACGAGUUCCGAAACCGAAGCCCGCACCAAAAACGACGAGAACGCAACCAGCUAAAGCGGUCAAUACCAGUAAGAGUAUCGCUCCGGAGAGCUCCGAGCCUUCCUCAUACAAGGUGAGGGCGAAAUUGAGCACUUCAAAGACGAACGACGAGAAAGCGCAGAAUCCGGUCGGAGGGACCAUACAGCCCAAGUUCACAUUUAUUAAGAGCAAAUCGGCCACCAUUUCACGACCACGUCCUAAGGAUAAGACGGUGCCAUCGGAUGCUGAUCUUUCUAUUUACGAUAUCCCGCCAGACGAGCCAGAAAGGGCUGGCAAGUUGAAAAGACCUGUACGACGCUCUGUAGCAAAAGGGCGAAAUUACAACGAGGAUGAAGAGCCAGGCUAUGGAAAUGAAGAAUCGGAAUAUGUAAACCAGGCGCCUACGCAGGAGUCGACCCAAGAGGGCCCACCGAACCCAAAGAAGCGCAAGCUACAAGAACCCCCCAAGACGACUGUAUCAGGGCUAGGGAAGAAACGAAAAUCGAACAAUCAAGCUCCGAUACCUGUUUCCGGGUCAAGUAAGAACGGAGUGGUUGGCCGGCUUGUUGGACUGUCGCAGGCCGUCACAGCGACAGAGCCUACGCCAGUCAAAGAGAAGGAAGCAGUAUUGAUAGCAGGAGAUAAUGGCUCUCAAGGUGAUACUUGUGUGGACCCGCUCGGGUCUUCUCCUCCGGUUUUACAAAGAUCACCAAAUCAAUCAGAAGUCAUCGGUCAUGCUCACGGCAAAAAGCGUCCGGCAGAAAUGGCUCCUGCGGAAACGCCCAAGGCAAAGCGGAAGAAGCUAUUAGAAUCCCCGCAGCAUCCCGAGGUCGCCAAGGUUCAGCAAAGUGUGCGCAGCCGGACGCACUCUAGUCAAGUUCAUGUAAACGAGGCAGGAAGCCCAUGUGCAGCUGACACCAAAAUGUCAUCAGGAAGGUCCAUGUUAGAUGUCAUACGGAAAAACCCGACCGCCGAUGACUUCAAAAAGACGAAACAUAGCAAACAGCGAGAGUCGGGGUCUCCUGUCGGGAAGAACGACAAUGGCCUUUCGAACCCUGAAUUCAUUGAAAUCAGCGACGAUAGAAGCGAAGCGGCAGAAUCGGAUUACGGCAGCUCAUUAGGAGCGGCUGACCCUAUUCCAGUGCAAGUAUUCUCUAGCAACAGCAAGCCUGUACCGGCCUCACCAAACGCUGCUUCUCGGGCGUUGUCAGGUCAUGCUGAAGAAGAGGAACUCAAGACGGCGGGAGCAAGAGUAGAGAUGGCGAAUGCAGCCAGUGAUCCAUUCAAGCAACGACCUCUGGACCACCCGAUACGAGGGAAUGAAAGUUUUAUAAGACGUCUCUCCGGACGCUCUCCGGACGCAACACCAGUCCCUCCAUCCCGAAAGAAGGCGGUGACACGAAAGCCAUUGACUGAGCGCGCUGUGGGAAAGUCGCUGGGAGAACUUGCAGUACCGCAGCUCAAGAAUACCCCGGAGGUGCAAAUUAUAGCACAAGUAGCGAAGGCGGCGCAAAAGCUCCAGGCGAUUGUCCAGGCUCCUACAACACCUGUGUUUGUGCCUGGAACUGAGAACAAGGUCAGCUCGUACCAGCCCCUGGUAGAACCGCGGGAGGUACCCGAUGUCCAGAUUGCUCGAGUCUUCAAGAUCCCACCAAAGCCAACUAUCCCACAACUUUCAACCCCUACACCCUUGAAUGACCUCAACAACGAUCACGAGAAUGAAGAGCAAGACAACAGCUCCGAAACCGAUCCCGAACAAACCCUCGUCGAACACGAAGGCAGCACUUCUCUCCCAACCAAAUCCCGCACCCUUAUCCCCUCCUCGCCGCCCGCAAUGGCCCAGAGCCAGAGCAUUGCCAGCAUCCACAGCCUGCACAGCUCCAGCUCUUUCGUUGAGAUGGCGCAGCAAGCGCAGGCAAUAGAGGAAGAGGCCGAAGAGAUGGAGUGGGAGGCGGCGCUGCAGCCACAUCAGCGUGCUGUUAGUGAUAUGUUGCUUAGGUUGUCGAAGCGCUUCAUCCACCACCUCGUCGACUCCGAGUCCGCCCUCGCGGAUAUCGUGAAGGAGUACGAGCGGGACGGGCGUGAGGUUAUCAACAAAUUCGUCGAGGGCCACAAGGGCGAUCAGAAUGAGAUGAUGGCGAGAGCGGAUGCGCAGAAGAAGAAGCAGGUGGGUGAGUUGAAGGGGUUUGCGAAGAAGUUGGUGAAUGCUAGGGCGGAGUUUGAGGAGUGCUGAUCCCCCUGUGAUGUUACGGUGUGCUGUUUACGUCUUCACUUUACUUACGGCUGGUAUUUGCUACUUGCACAUACUGAUGGGCGGACGGGCUAUGUUUUGGGCGAGGGCGGUGCACGGCAUCUGUAUAACUUCCUGUUCUUUCUCGGUUUGUUUAGGGUGAAUGAAUUCGAAAGUAUUUACUAUGCUGCUCGCUGCAAACGCUUGGUGGAAAAACAACAGUUCAAGAAUUGAAAUAAGAGGCAAUGCCCAUCAGCGUUAAGUAGGGCUCUUUCAUUGCAUAAGCCAUCUCUCAUGAACCAAC
Messenger RNA from Mytilinidion resinicola, 4714 nucleotides. RefSeq lists its product as uncharacterized. The transcript is spliced from 6 exons. Bases 1 to 4413 code for a protein of 1470 amino acids. The record is from RefSeq and is a predicted model, not a curated record. Lineage: Eukaryota; Fungi; Ascomycota; Dothideomycetes; Mytilinidiales; Mytilinidiaceae.